This is a messenger RNA of Schistocerca serialis cubense, 2417 nucleotides long. RefSeq lists its product as uncharacterized. The record is from RefSeq and is a predicted model, not a curated record. Lineage: Eukaryota; Metazoa; Arthropoda; Insecta; Orthoptera; Acrididae. The transcript has 13 exons. The coding region runs from base 406 to 2196 and encodes 596 amino acids. Gene Ontology annotation, cellular component: nucleus.
AAAUGGGCUGCUUUACUUUCGUAUACCUUUGAUUUCAAAAUUGAUAUGUCAAUAAGCAAUCAAGGAGGUUAGAAUACUUAUUUGUAAACAAUGAUAUCUCACGGUCUGAACGUCUUUGUAGACUCACUUGCCGAAAAUGGCAGGAAUUUUGAGUGAGUAAUGUGUGAUCUUGUUUGCCGCUUGCGGAAAGUUGAGAGCAUUUACCAAGUGACUACCACAUCAGAAGCCGCAGUCGAAGAGUAUAGCACAAUUUAUGGAUUCUGCCACACUAUGCUUGUUGCUGCCUCCUGUUUUACUUGUUUAUUCCAGAUCAUACGCAGUAGUUCUGGUGCAGUGUUGAUUAAAUAUUUAUUUUGCCCUCCUAGUUUCGUACUUGGAAGAGUGUCAUUGUUUGCAUAGUAAAAAAUGAGUGUUGAAUUUUGGGCUGAAUUCUUCCAGGCAGCUGGCUUGGAACCUGCAGUGGCUGCAUCAUAUGCUAACAUCUUCUUUGUUAAUAAAAUCCAACCAUCUCAUUUACCUGAUAUUGAUAGAGACGCCUUGAGGGAAAUGAAUAUAACACCAAUGGGAGAUAUUUUGACAAUAUUGAAAUAUAUUAAAAUUUCCUGUCCUUUGGUGUCAUCUUCUACUACAACUAUAUCAGGAAAUGAGCAACUGUUACUGUACCAAGGAGACAUACUGAAGCCUCAUGCACAGUUCAGAAAUAUACAAGAUCCUAAAAGUGGGUGUAGUGGUCAAAACCAGUUUGGAUGUGAUACACAACAUACAAUCACACAAGCUGAAAAAUCAUUUCUGUCAAGGUUAUCACCUUCAGCGUGCCAGAUUCAGCCAUUGCCAUCUGCCACUACCACACAUUACUUGCAAUCUGCAAGUAUACAAGCUGGUGAUGACCUGCCAUCUACCACUGUUGUUCGUGAAUCCCCGCUGAAUCUAAUACUGCAUGGGAAUUCCAGCUCAAAGAAAGAAACUGUGAGUGAAAAUUGUGAGUUACAAUGUGUAGAGAUGCCAGACUGUGAAACAAGUCAUGGCAUUCUUUCCAGUUCAAUAAAUUCAACAGUAUCCUGUGAUACACCUGAAGCAACAAGUAACAUAUACAGCAUUUCACCUGACAAACUUGAUGGCUUGAAAUACAAAUUUGAAUCAUCCAUGAAUGAUUCAGAUGUUGAAUGCUUUGAACAGCAGCAACCUUUGUCAUUUAGUCCACCUGUUGUGCCAAAUACUUCAUUACAGUACAACAAACAUGGGAAAAUAAAUUGUGUGUAUAAUACCAAAGAAACACUUCCUCGUAGGCUAUUAGUGGAGAGAUCAAAACAAGAUUGCAGCCAGAAUAUUGCAUCAGAAAUGGCAUAUACAAAAUGUGCAAUGAACCAAAGAUUUUCCAAAGAAAAAAUUAUUGCUCCAGGAGGGGUGACACCUUAUCAGAAACGGUCAGUGUUCGAACGCUUAGGUCGGCGGUCAGAUGUGAAGGAAGUGUGGGUUAAAAAGAGUUGCAAACCAUUUAGACAGAAUCAACAAUGUAGAAGCGAAUUGAGGCUAAAAGCUACUCCUCAGAGGGAUAAUGGUAUAAUGAGAAGUAAUCACGUAAGGAAAAAAUGGCAGUAUAGUUCCACAUAUGAUGAUCAGCUGAAUAACAACACAGAAUCUGUAAAUAAAAUGGCUAUGGGUCCUGAGCCUUUAUGUGAGGAGAGUUUGUGUUUACAAAGUAAAACUUACAAUGAAGACACCAACAAAGCACUUAUUUCAGCAAGUCACUUGAAUAGUGAUAAAACUGCAUCCAAGUAUAGCACUGUUAACAACAAAAAACAGUUACAAGAUGUUUCCAAUGGUAAUUUAAAUGGUGCUGUUCCAUCUGAUACGGACAGAAAUGAUAUUUGCCAGAAUUCUCCUCAAGAACUACAUAGUGUUCAGGAAAGUCCACGUUCUUCGACAUCAAGAAUUCCGCUUGCUGAGCCAAAAGAUGGAAAUACCACCAGAUCAGCUAGUGACAAUGUAAAAUUGUCUCUUCAAGAAACACUUACAAGAGAUCCAGAUGCUAUCUUAAUAACUCAUACACCACAAAAUGAAGAUCCAGAAUUGAAGAACCUGCGAGAUCCUACUCUCACACGGCAUACAGAGCAAUUUUACCUAGCUUGGGCUGAUAGACGAAAGCGUGCCCACUCAUUUCCUGUUUUCAAGCCAAGUUUCUUGCAAGUGUCAUAGAGGAAAUGUGAAACAGUCAACUUGAUGUUCAGGGCUCAUUCCUUUUUUUCUGUUUCACUGGUCUCAGAAAUUACAUCUGAAGAAGUUGCCAUCAAGUAAUCAUUACAUAAUAUGAAUAAGUAUUUUCAGAAGAUAUACUGGAUGUUCUGUUUUAUCCAUUAAUUUUAACAUUGUUGAUAUAUAUCUGUUCAGAAGAAAAUAUGAUUACAUGCCUGCUUUAA